CUCUCUGUUUCCUAGUUUUUUCAGCUCACCUAUGGACCCUUCCAUCCCACCCUGAGUGAUCGUGAACAAUUUCCUUUUCUGUAUCAAAUGGCCCCUGAAGACACAUCUCUACCCCUGGCCAUGGUCUCCCUCAUUCUUCACUUCAACUGGAACUGGGUUGGACUGACCAUCUCAGACAAUGAUCAGGGUAUCCAAUUUCUCUCAUAUUUGAGAACAGAGAUGGAAAAAAAUACACUCUGCUUUGCCUUUGUUAACAUGAUUCCGCUCAACAUUUAUUUGUACAUGUCAAGAGCUGAAGUGUAUUAUAACCAAAUCUUGACAUCAUCCUCAAAUGUUGUUAUCAUUUAUGGUGAAACAGAUAGUACUCUAUCUGUCAGCUUUAGAAUAUGGACAUCUCGAGGUAUGCAGAGAAUAUGGGUCACAACCUCACAGUUUGAUGUCACUACAAGUAAGAGUGACUUCUUGCCUGAAUUGUUCCAUGGGACUCUGGCAUUUGCACACCACCAUGCUGAGAUUUCUGGUUUUAAAAAUUUUUUCCAGUCAAAGAACCCACUCAAAUAUUCAGAUGAAUACCUUGCAAGGCUGGAGUGGAUGAAUUUUAACUGUGGAGUCUCGGCUCCUAUGUGUAAUACACUGAGGAACUGCUCAUCCAACAGCUCAUUGGAAUGGCUGAUUGCACAGACAUUUGACAUGGCUUUUAGUGAUGGCAGCUAUGACAUAUACAAUGCUGUGUAUACUACGGCACAUGCUGCCCAUGAGAGGCUUCUUCAGCGAAUGGACAAUCAGGAAGUACACCUGGGUAACUGCUUGAAGGUGAUAUUUCUAUUUGAUGAUACUCAUUGUUUUCCAUAUCAGUCUCUAUUAGAGAAGACCCACUUCACUAAUCCAGUUGGGGACAGAGUGACUAUGAACCAGAAAGAAAAACUGCAGCCAGAGUAUGACAUUUUCCAGAUUUGGAAUUUCCCAAAUGGUCUUGGACUUAAGGUGAAGAUAGGAAUGUUUAGCCCAUAUUUUCCACAUGGUCAACAGCUCCAUUUAUAUGAAGACAUUCUAGAGUGGGCCGCAGGAAGUAGACAGAUGCCGCCCUCUGUGUGCAGUGCUGAUUGUGGUCCUGGAUUCAGAAAGUUCAGGCAGGAAGGAAUGGCAGCCUGCUGUUUUGAAUGCACUCCCUGCUCAGAAAAUGAAGUUUCUAAUGAGACAAGUGAUGUGGAUCAGUGUGUAAGGUGUCUAGAGGACCAGUAUGCCAAUGCAGAACAGAUCCAUUGCACUGACAAAAGUGUGAGCUUUCUGACCUAUGAAGACCCCUUGGGGAUGGCUCUGACCUUAAUGGCCUUGGGCUUCUCUGCAUUCACAUCUGUGGUUCUUGGGGUCUUCAUAAAGCACCAUGACACCCCACUUGUGAAGGCCAAUAACCGGAAUCUCAGCUACACCUUGCUUGUCUCACUCAUCUUUUGUUUCCUGUGUCCCUUGCUCUUUAUUGGUCAUCCCAAUGCACCUAAGUGCAUCCUGCAGCAAAUCACAUUUGGAGUAGUAUUCAGUGUGGCUGUUUCUACUGUGUUGGCCAAAACAGUGACUGUGGUUCUGGCUUUCAAACUCACAAUCCCCGGAAAAAGGAUGAGGUACAACCUGAUUCCAAGGGCAUCCAAUUUCAUUAUUGUCAUCUGUACCCUCAUCCAAAUUAUUCUCUGUGCAAUCUGGCUGGGAGUUUCUCCUCCCUUUAUUGAAAUUGAUGCCAAGAGUGAACAAAGCCACAUCAUCAUUGUAUGUAGCAAGGGCUCAAUUUUUGCUUUUUACUGUGUCUUGGGAUACCAUGGCUCCCUUGCAUUAGGGAGCUUCAUUGUGGCUUUCUUGGCCAGGAAUCUACCUGACACAUUCAAUGAAGCCAAGUUGCUGACAUUCAGCAUGCUGGUGUUCUGCAGUGUCUGGGUCACCUUUCUUCCUGUCUACCACAGCACCAAGGGCAAGGUCAUGGUGGCUGUGGAGGUUUUCUCCAUCUUGGCCUCCAGUGCAGGCUUGUUGGGGUGUAUCUUUAUCCCCAAGUGCUAUAUAAUGUUGUUAAGACCAGAAAAAAAUUCUCUUAAAAAGUUAAAGAAAAAAGCAUCUUCCUGA
This is a messenger RNA of Myodes glareolus (Bank vole), 2109 nucleotides long. Its product is annotated as vomeronasal type-2 receptor 116-like. Gene Ontology annotation, cellular component: plasma membrane. Gene Ontology annotation, molecular function: G protein-coupled receptor activity. The record is from RefSeq and is a predicted model, not a curated record. Gene Ontology annotation, biological process: G protein-coupled receptor signaling pathway. NCBI's taxonomy places the organism in Eukaryota, Metazoa, Chordata, Mammalia, Rodentia, Cricetidae.